Molecule: messenger RNA, 6062 nt
Organism: Galleria mellonella (greater wax moth)
Lineage: Eukaryota; Metazoa; Arthropoda; Insecta; Lepidoptera; Pyralidae
Product: poly(A) RNA polymerase gld-2 homolog B-like
Exons: 10
Coding region: 376-1839 (487 amino acids)
Cellular component (GO): cytosol
Molecular function (GO): poly(A) RNA polymerase activity
Source: RefSeq, a predicted model, not a curated record
UUAUGCUCCGUCAGAUGUCGCUAAAGGGUUCUUUUAUGUCAUGGCGGAUUUUUUCAUUACAUUUUACUCAUUUGCGGUAAUUCGUGGGUAGAUUUAUUAUUACCGGCAUAGAAUUAAUUUUAGCUCGUUCUGUUGUCGUGGUGAACACCAGUGAUAGGCCAUAUUGUAAGCAGUGAUUAAUUCGCUAUAAAUUUUCGCAGAGACGUCGAACUUCAAAUCGUCUCGAAUUUCGGUGGUCCAAGAAAAAUAGAUUAUUCAAUUUAUCGUUGCACCAUAAUUUAAUUAAUAUAUUACGCCUACAAUGACGCAGUAGCGGGUCAGAAGCGUCAGUCCGCCAUCAGAUUUAACAUUUUUAAAACAGAAAAUUAGAAUACUAUGAACGAGGGAGCGCCAGUAAUGUACCACGCAAAUGGGGAGUUUAGCCCGGGACCUAUGUACAUGAUGCCUGGUGGCGACAGACAGAGGCAAUAUCAAAUGGAUACGCUGUCGGGCGGCGAGAGAUCACGCGGUGGCGGCUCGCCCGGCCGCCUACAGGGCGCAACAAGGCGGUGGCAGCAGCGCCGCGACAGGCAACACACAUACAGGACAGACAACAGGGCAUUUGGCUAUGAUUCAGAUGACUCCAGUUUAUCUAGCAAUGCUUCUGGAUCUAACAAGUCUGCAGACAAGGGUGAAGGCACAUCACGUGAACGUAACAACGCGGGCACCGGGCCAGCGCAGCAGGGCAACUACUCGCGCGAGUGGCGGCCGCGGCGGCGCGAGCAGCACACGCGGCAGCGGCGGGUCCUGCCCGACCGGUACCCCAACUCGUCCUACUCCUUCCAGGUGAAAUUCACACCGGACGAUCUGCUCAACGGUUCAAAAUGGGAUACGCUAUCACAAGAGAUUUGGGAUAAGUUCGUCAAGUCACAGCAGACAGAGGAGACGUUCAGGAGGAAGAUGAAUCUUUGGAAAUAUCUCUAUGUCAAUAUUAGGAAUAUAUUCCCCCGGUACGGGCUGUACGUGGUGGGCUCGACGAUGUCCGGGUUCGCGCUGGACUCGUCGGACAUGGACCUGUGCCUGUACGUGCGCCCGCUCGACCACCUCGAGCCGCGCGCCCACGCCCUGCUGCAUCUCAACUACAUACUCACCUACAUCAAGAGUUUCGACCCUGCUGACUUCGGACUAGAAGCGGAGCUGAUCCAGGCGAAGGUGCCGAUACUGAAGCUGCGCGACCCGCGCAACGGGCUUCAGGUCGACCUCAACUGCAACAACCUGGUCGGCAUCAAGAACACCACGCUGCUCAACAACUUCUCCAAAACCGCUUGCAACAGUGUGGACGCCGGCAGUGGACUGGCGCGUGCGGCCGCUGGUGGCGCUGGCCAAGCUGUGGGCGCGCGCGCACGACAUCAACGACGCGCGCCGCCGCACGCUGUCCUCCUACUCGCUCACGCUCAUGGUCAUACACUUCCUGCAGUGCGGCACGAGUCCGCCGGUGCUGCCGCCGCCGCAGCUGGCCCGCGCGCGGCCGCACAACCGCUGCACGCUCGCCGAGCUCUUCCUCAACAUGCUGCGCUACUACGCAGACUUCCCGUACGCGACGAUGGCGGUGUCGGUGCGCGCGGGCAGCCGCGUGCCGCUGCCGCGCCCGCGGCCCUGGAAGCUGCUCUGCGUCGAAGAGCCGUUCGACCUGUCGAACACGGCGCGCUCGGUGUACGACCCGGAGACGUUCGAGAAGAUCGUGGCGACGUUCCGCAGCAGCUACCAGCGGCUGGCGGCCGGCCUCCGCCUGGCCGACGCCUGGCCCGCGCCCGACCGAUGACCGCUCGCGCCCGCCGCCACGGACAAACGCCACUAUGACUAUUAUAUGUUCACGUUCCAUAGUGCCAUGUCGUUGAGUAAUAUUAUUUUAGAUUAUGUAUUUAUUGUUGCCCGUGACAGUUUUCAAAUUGUUGUUCCGUUGUUCGCGGUGGCCGAGUGACGGUAGCGGCCGCCUCGGUAGCCGCGCGUCCACGUACACGGGUCCCGUCCGGACGGGCCGCGUUCCUUUCCUCCACUUCCGGUGUUGUAAAUAUUUUUUUCUCGUACCUGCUCGUGAACAGAGGUAGUAGCGGUCCUUUGCUGCUUAGGGAUCGCGGCGAGCCCGUCCGGCCGAGUCUAUAGGACUAAUAGUGAUUCUCCGUGUCGACUUGAACAUGUUCGCGUAACUUCCGAGAUAAAUGUACGUUUGAAAACUGUACACGUUUCGAAUUUAAACUUGCAUGUAAUGGAGCGCUGCCAAAAACAUCACUCACACCUCUGUAAUUGUGAAGACUGAAUAGUGUCCGACCGCGACUCGUAUUAGCAGGACGUAGUAGGGGACGAGCCGCCGCACACUGGGUCCGCAUCAAAAUUAGUCCAAAACGUAUUCGAACACCGGUAGGAUCGCCCACAGGUGGCGUUCACGUUGUGUUGCUAAAUUUGUCACAGGUGCAUGAUCAGAUUUUGAAAGAAAUAUCUUAUUUAUCUGCGCUCGUACCUGUUACUACUUUAGGUGUCAAACCCUAGUAGUUGUAAUAUAAAUCGGUCUAUAAACAUUUUGCUACAUUAUUUUAAUCGUAUUUUGAUGUGGACUGCACCGUCGGGCGGGGUCGUUUGCGCCCAUUCGCUUAUAAGUUUUUGUUAGUACGUGCGAAGGGACGCAAGCGCCGCCGGCGGGCCUCGCGUGUAUGUGGAUCGUCACUUGCAUAGUUGAUUGUGAAUCCCUGCGUACCAGUGACUGAGGGUCGGGUCGAGCGCUGCCUCUGCCGCGUCCUAUACGUUUUUAUUGUUCAUAUUGUUUAUUUAUAAGUUAUUUAAUCUGUACACGGUAAGAAUGGAAGUUAACAAAAAAAAAAGCAUAUUAAUAUUGGAAUGUUUUAGGGUUCGUAUGUUUUAUGUAAAUAGUAUUUUUGUGGUGAGCAAUGAGUAAAUGAUAAAAAAAAAAGAAUGUUUACGAAGUUAGUGCGUCGUGUGUGGGGAUGCAGCCAGGCGGCGGGCCUGCGGCGGCGUAUCCGCUCGGAUCGCCUGCAGCGGCGGCCUCCUGUCCCUCUACUACUAAACUAGCUUGUAGUGAUGCUGUAUUAAGGUGCUACUAGUGUAACUCGCUCCAGUAAUACAUUUGAAUGGUGCUAAAUUGUUUUGUUGCCUUAUGAGACGGGCGCCUGCCCUAGCGCCCCCGUAGGUAUAUAUGCCAUGUAAAUAUACCUGACGGUUCAACCCGCGGAGUUCCUAUAUGGGUGAUAUAAAUAUUAAUAAGCAUAUCUUUGCUAUGGCAAAGAAUGUAUCAUUUUUGUUCUCGCUUAAUAUGGGAAUUCUGUGUCGCGUUCGGGAGUGUAGUCCAGAUUUUAUGCCUCCAAUAUGAGGUUACUAUUGUAAAAUGUUAUUCACAUAUCUUUUAUGUAUUAACGCAAACUAUGAAACUCACUCUCGUGUUUGUUGCUGGGUUCACGUAACGCGAGCGAAUUACUGCCGGCCGCACACGUUACGAACUACUAUUAGCUUAGUGUGAGCAGUACGAUCGUAACGUGCGUGUCCGACAUUAGUUGUGUAAAGUAUUUCACAGGUGCCCUACUCGCUGUUCGUAUAAUGUGGACUCGAAUUUAAAUAUUCUCAUAUUAAACUGUUCAAACUGUCGAACGUGUAAGCAGUGUAGAUCUCCCAUGAAUUAUUGAUUGGUGUUCGACAGGUAACGUGGUAUAUUUGGGAAUGUUUAUUGCAUUUAAAUUUAUAUCUGUAAAUGUACUAGUAAUUUAUUUUAGAUUCUCUUAGUCGUAUGUAUCAUAGUAUCCUGGUGUUAUGGCAUCAUACCGAUAUGUUUCAAGCGAUGCCACAAAUCGUUAAGUUUGCUAUCAAAGGUUUAGACUCGAAAUUGUUCCAAUCGGAUUGGACAGCUCGCCAGGCGAGCGAUAGUGGGCCGCGACCGCACAGCCCGCAAGCACGAUGACCACCGACGUACACACGCCUGGCUAUCUUAUACGCAUAAGUUUUAUAACGAUUUUACAUAAGAGGCACUUGGCCGCGCUGAAAUAAUAAAAGUACAAUAAAUAAUUUUUAAAAACGAGCUAUAUAUAUAUAUAUAAAUAUACAUAUAUAUGUAAGAAAACUGAAUAAUAGAGUAAUAAUGGAAAGUGUCUCAAAAACUGUUUAUUUUGAAAAAAUAUAUAAAAAAAAGAUAUAAAUAAACAAGAAAAAAAAUACAAUUGAAAAAACUACAAAAAAAUUAAAAAAAAAGUUUAAAAACAAACAAAAAAAAAAUAUACAAAAUGAAAAAUCUUAAAAAAUUUUUACUUUGACUUGUACCUAGGACUAUUGCAUGUUUUUACUUAAAUUAUUUGGGCGUCCAUCUGCCUCGAACAUUCGCCGUCAUAAGCAAACCUGUGUGAUCGUUCGUGCAACGAAUUGGUAAACUCGCAACAUUGUUAACAGCGGCUGUGAGAUUUUACGACGUGCAUCAACAGCAGCACUUUUCGCUCUAAACCCCACCCUACCACCAUUUUCGCUUAUGAUCUAUGGGGUAUUUUUAUCGCCCGCGAUCAUUUUACAAUCUAGCCCCAUCAUGAAUUUGUAGCUUUUAAAAUGACCGCGCGGCACUCUCUGCAACCAGUUCCUAACAUAGCACCUUCCUAUCCAUGAAAACAGUUUGUUUUGUGAUAUCAACACCUUGAACAGCUGGCUUGCUUUUUCUAUGUUAGACAUGGUGCUAAAUGUUUUCUACUGUCCAAAUCUUCGGCAGUAGAAUUUUUCAAUUUUUAGAACAGACAGGCACGAACGCAUUGAUUGUACGCACAUCGUAAAUAUUAGCUUCAGAGAAUGCCACCAUCCAGUUUCAGAUUGCAAAUUCUUGAACGUUCUACCGUUAAAAGUGUGGACUUUAUCGCAACCCCAGUGCUUGACACCACUUCUUGCGCCUAGCAUAAGUGGGCAGUGUUUACAGUCCCGCCUUACAAUACUUACAGUAGAAUCCGCGAGCUGAUAUGCGACCUGCCUGUGCCUGACUGAAUCGCGCUAUAUAGCAAUAUUUGAUUAAAUAAAUAAAUAUUUUUGGCAGCAAAAUUAACGCAAGUGAUCCACGUGGCCACAAACAAUAAUCGACAAAAUCUCCCGUCCCACUAGACGAGUACAUAAUAAUCGAUAGAUACGUUUACGAUGCCGUAUGUACGAGAUACAAUGAGACAGCAAUGUCCGGCGCCAUGUUCUUUUUCAUGCGCUCGCUAACGAAAAUGUAUCUACACAUUUGCCACUUAUCUAAGGGGCGGUUCUCUAUUUAUGGUAACACAAAUACAUUGUAAUUCCGAAUAUUAUCUGUGGUGUUAAAAAGCCCUCCUUACACGAAUCGUAAUAGGUUUUACUUUGCAUAUUUCGCCUAGUUCAAUAUGCCUCUAGCGUUGAAGAUAUUAAGACUAGAGUUUACAUAGUCGGGCCUAAGUAUGCAAAGUAAACCUGAUUUUAAUGUAUAUCGGGUUUUAUAACCUCACUGAUCCUCGUUUCAUAUUUCUUUUUUUUUUUUUUUGUAUCCUACAUAGACUAUGCACUCAGUUAACAACAAUAGCGUAAUCUGCCAUUUUCAUGCGAUUUUUAUUAAAUACAAAUUAGAUUUAACACUGUUUGUGGCCCGUAUUAAUGCAGUUUGGGUACAAUACUUUAUCACUGCCAACUUUGAAACAAUAUAAUUUUUUUUACAGUUCUCUAUUGUGUUCGAUAGAGAAUAUAUUGCAAAUUGUACUUAAAUGUUUUUUUUUUUAUAUCGUCGUUAAAUUGUGAGUUCAAGGAAAUAAAAUGCAAAUAUCGGGAUAGAUUUUUUUUUUGUUUUACGUUAUAAUGUGCGUGCGAGUAAAGACUCGCAGCAAAAGUGCUGUACGUUUGUUGUAAAUAUAUUACCUGUAAAAUAGUUCCAGCUACUUUAAUGAUUUUGAAAUUGUUUUGGAUACCUUUUUAUACGUCUAUACUUGUGUUGCAUUUUAUUUUAUUGAACAAAAGCAGUUUUUAUCAUCAUCACUGUACAAAAAAUUAUUAUUGUGAAGAAAAUAUUCUGUAAUAGUUGAAAUAUAUAUACAAACUGCCAA